AUGACAUUGUCUAUCUACGAUUUAGGAGAAGAUAUUUUAACAUCUCAAAUAUCCAAUUAUUUAUCACCAGAAGAUAUUUUCAAAUUUUUUAGUCUUUCAAAAACAUUAUAUUCAAUUUAUCAAAAUUCAUCGAUAAUUUAUCAAUAUUUAUAUAACAAAAAAUUCACUAAUAAUGAAAAUAAUUAUACUUUAUCUUUAAAAGAAAAUCUUAAUUGGAAACAAUUAUUUGAUUUACGAUGUAAUCGUCAUCAAAAAAUUUAUACUUGGGGACAAUCUCUGAUGGGGAGAUUAGGGUAUAGUUUAUCACAAGUACCUAUAGAGAAUAGAUCAGAGAAUUUUGGUUGGAUGAUGGUUCAUACUCCAACUAAUAUUACCAAUUUUAAUGAUCAUAUAAUUAUUGAUAUUGUUGCUAAUGGUUUCAGUUUUAUAAUUCUUACUAAUGAUGGAGAAUUAUUUUUCACAGGAAAUGAUUGGAAACAAAGUCAUAAUAGAACUACUCCAGGUCCUAUUCAAACUCAAGAUUAUCGUCCAACUCCUGGAACAAUGGCAUUAUAUACAUUGACAAAUAAUCAAACUCUUCAACCAAUUGGAUCACGAAGAAAUAUUGCUAGAGGAGUUCCACCAAUGCCAAUGAUGAAUAGAAGAUAUGCUAACAAUGAUGAUGAAGAAGAAGAUGAAGAAGAUGAUAAUAAUGGAAUCACACCGGAUGUUACGACUACAACGGAAGCAACAAGUAGUAUAGUGCCACCGUUUUUACCUGCUCCAAAAACAAGUUCUUCUUUACCUCAAGGAAGAAGGAAAAUUACUACUCAACAACAACAAGAACAAAAUCAACCGGCAUUGUCUCAUCGUCCUUCAAAAAUUAAAGAAUCAAAUUUUAUAUCAAGAUUAUUUUUACCUCCACUUCCUCCAAAUCGAAAACAGAGUUUAGAAAAACGAAGAAUUAUUUCUAUUAGUGCUGGUAGAGAACAUAUUAUUGCUUUAGACAAUUAUAAUAAUAUUUAUACAUGGGACACUGGUUGUCAAUCAAAUGUUGGAGUUAUGCUUGAAUUCCCUAAUAUACCAAUUAAUUCCAAUCGAAUAAUUAAAAUUUCUGCUGGUUGGAAUUUAUCAACAGCAUUAAUUGAUAAUUAUGGAUUAAUUGUAUGGUAUACUAGAAUAGGUAUAACUGAAUCACAAUUUAAUUCUCGAGAAUUUAUUUCUAAAGUUAAAUAUUUUAUUAUACCAUUUACUAAAAAUGAUAUUAUUGAUUUUGCUGUUGGAUCAAAUUUUAUAAUUUUUAUUAAAAAAUCUGAUGGGAAAUUAUAUCAAACAAGAUUUGAUGUUCAUGAAUUUGCUACAAGAGAUACAUUAAUAACUUUUGAUGAAAUAAAUCAAAUUACUAAUCCAAUGAAUAAUUUUAAUAAUUGGAAACAACAACAACAACAAUCAGAAAUUGGUAAAGAAAAUAUUAUUUUCACUAAAGUUAGUAGUUGUUUUAAUGAUUUUGCCGUUUUCACAAAUUAUGAUCAAGUAUUAUUAGGUAAUCUUCAUCAUUUACAAUAUUAUGAAAAUAAUAAUGAUGAACAAGGAAUUGAACCAAUAAUUAUUAAUGAAUUACAAGGUAAGAAUAUUAAAAGAAUAGAAAUUGGUGAUUAUCAUUAUUUAGCAUUAACUACUGAUGGAUCAUUAUUGAGUUGGGGUACUGAAUCAAGAUUUUGUGGAUGUUUAGGUUUAGGAAGUAAACAAGAUAUUAUUGAUCAGUAUAAUAAUCAUAAUACCAGUGGAGGUGGUGAUGAAGUUAGUUUACGAGGGAAUAACUUGGUAGUGCUCAAACCAUUACCUGUGAAACCUCCACCAUAUAAGGGGAAAUGGGUAUGUAUUGCUGCUAGUGGUUGGCAUUCUGGUGGGAUAUAUGUACCUACAUAG
Candida dubliniensis CD36 is the source of this 1908-nucleotide messenger RNA. Its product is annotated as SCF ubiquitin ligase complex subunit. NCBI's taxonomy places the organism in Eukaryota, Fungi, Ascomycota, Pichiomycetes, Serinales, Debaryomycetaceae. Gene Ontology annotation, molecular function: guanyl-nucleotide exchange factor activity. Gene Ontology annotation, cellular component: cytoplasm. The record is from RefSeq and is a predicted model, not a curated record. Bases 1 to 1908 code for a protein of 635 amino acids. The transcript has a single exon.